AUGCCCCCUUUGGGUUCAGGGGCAUUUGAGGAUGCUACUGUACAAGGAGACUCUUAUAAUGCUGGCGGCGUCGUUACUGUCAAUGGUUUUGUGAUGAACGUCCCUGAGAAUCUCUUGGUGCAGUUCCCGGCCGCUUGGGUUCCUUGGAAGGAGUUUGUUGCCAACAAGGCCGAUUUCCUUGGGUUUGAGACAUUGGUUAUCGGCAAUAGUAUCAAUGGCAUCCCUCGGGUGGCUCAAAUUCAGCUAUAUGAUAUGAAGAUCCAAAACGGACCCACUGUACGCAUCAACGAUCCCAACGGUGUUUUCUCUGUGGGGUACACUGGCGCUCCUCUUAUGACAGCGGACGAUGUCAGUCCCAGUAUCACUUCGUUCUCCGGAUUCCCCAUGUGCAUCCCCCGCAACACCACGGACCCUCUCUGCCCCAUGUCUAAUAGGCCGUUCAACGGGCCUGGCACCUUUACUGCCCCUGAUCCCUUGGUCAUGUCGCCAUUCUUGGCUGGCGACUUUAUCACCAUUACAGGUUUCCGAAAGGGGAAUGAAAUUAUUGCCUCCAGUAUCGUCGCUGAGAACGUUAUGAUUAACACGAUUGGGGACCUGGCAUAUUUCAUUGGUUUCGUGUCUAAUCCGCGUGCUACUGUCGCUCUCUAUGCCAUGGAUAUCGACCCAUGCACUGGUGAGACGACCGACCGUCUCAUUGCGGCCUUGGGCCUCCGUGGAGGCCGUAACGUGCAAAACAAGUUUGAGUAUCGUAACGAGAUUCUUAGCCGCUAUACCCGGGAGUACAAGGUGAUUACUGAAAUCAACGGUGUCCCUAAGACCCGCGUCACCAAGAAUGGACUCGUCAUGGGCGAAUACGUCCAGCCAGUCAAUGUUUGGGUGCCUGGAGAACAGGAUGUUCCUGGCCCUGAGCCAGCAGCAGACGCUACCUCAGCCGUUGAGGAGGGAGCGCCAGGAGCUAGCGACACUCCGGCUGCUACUGUUGAAAAGCGCGGGAGCUUUGGACGCUGGUACAGCCGCACAAAGAACGAAGCGGAAUCAGAUGCCGAAAACGCCGAUACAACUGACUCGCCAGUCUUCAAGGAGCCUCCUCAGCCCGCUCGAGUUGAUCUUAGCAAGUCUCGCCGGAGGCCUGCGAGGAGCCAUAUUCACAUGGGUUCCCGAUGGCGAAGUGCCGCCAGCCGGCUUCCUGUAAGCUACGUACUCGACGGAAACUCGGACUUCCUCACAGUUUCGGAGACUGUCCGGCGCACAUCCCGCAUGCCAGAUGCAACCGGAAUCACGCCGUCGAUCGUCGUGGCGGUCGGAUAUCCAAACACAACAGACUACAACAUCGUUCGGCGCGGCUAUGACUUUACCCGUCGCGGCCCGGUUGACUCUGAUCUCGACGACAACGGAUUUGUUUACGGCGGACAGCCGGCCUUUAUGCGAUUUAUCGAGCGGCAAUUGGUACCCCAUAUCGGGGCGCACUAUCCCGCCCACAUCAACUCCCGGACCCUGAUUGGCCAUUCACUCGGCGGCUACUGCGCUCUGGAAUUUCUCGCGUGGAAGCCGAGUGUCUUCAAGGGGUACAUUAUCCUUAGUCCGUCGAUCUGGUGGGACAAGCCGGGCCUUUGGGAACGACUUCUCCAUCCUCGACUCGGCGAGUUCGUCAACGCACACAGAGGCAAGGGUUCCGCAACCAACGUAAUCAUGAAGUGGUCUCACGUUUUCGGCUCCGGCCUCGUCUGGAUUCAAUCUGCCCACGCCGCUGCUGCACCGUGCUGCCACAACGCGGUUUGCGCAAAUGCUAUCUCCGAAGCUGAGUUUGGGACCGGCAUUGAGGACUGUUCCAGUGCCCUCGCCUUGACUGUGACAGCUGCUCAAAGCGAGGUUCAACCUAUCACAGUCGCGACAGAGACAGUAUUCUUCACCGUUCACGAAACUGCCUCGGCCGAUCCCGUCAUCGUCACCGUCACCGUAACCACCCAGGGUGUGCAGCCCGUAAAACGAGACGGCCCGGUGGAAUCUCAAGUUCCCCAGUACGCGAACCACGCUUGCAAGUCGUGGAAGAAAUACACGGCUGCCUGCGAAUGCCUGGGCGUUAAGCCCACAACAGUUACCGUGGACGCCGAGACUGUGACAAUCACAGAGGACCUCACCACUACUCUGACCAGCGAUUCCUUCGUGACUGCGACGGUUACUAUCACCGAGACCGUCCCCGAGACUGCUCUCGCCUCCCACACCGAGGUUGCCUUUGUCACGGUUACCCCCACUCAGACAACCACCUUGAUUAUUACCGAGCCUGUCUGCACGCCCCGGGGCGGGCCGUGCCGUUUGGAACGUCCUGACCUGUGUUGUAACCUGAUCUGCUUUGGAAACAAUGGCAACCCGUACUGCGGUUAA
Messenger RNA from Parascedosporium putredinis, 2382 nucleotides. The record is from the annotation of a GenBank genome assembly. Lineage: Eukaryota; Fungi; Ascomycota; Sordariomycetes; Microascales; Microascaceae.